CUGUUGUGAAGUUGAUCAGUCUGCUCAGAAAACUUACAGAGGGGAAAGUGUUUUGGAAUCGGAAAGUCCAGAAUUUCAGUGCGCAACCACUUGCGCACAAACUGGACUACUGGAGAAUACCCAAGUGAAACAUUUUAUAUGUAUAUAUAUUUGUAUGAAAAAUCCACCGGAUUCGUCUUCAUCGUCUAUUUUUCAUCAAAGACUGUUUUUAUUUUCUCAUUUUUAAGACACCCCAACCUGUGCUUUCACUUUGCAUGCGGAGUUUUCACUCGAAUCUGAGCCAAACGUUCACGCGUUCUCAUAUCUGGUUCUUGCUCUCUUUUUUUUUUUCAUUUAAAUUGGACCUCUUUCACUUUGAAACGAAGCAUGGCUCUUCUUGUGCUGGGUACAUUUCUCACGGCGUUGUCCAUCAGCGGAGGCUCUUUCGUGCCGUGCGAGCCGUGCGAUCAGAAGGCACUCUCCAUGUGUCCUCCGGUCCCGGUGGGCUGUCAGCUGGUGAAGGAGCCCGGCUGCGGCUGCUGCUUGACUUGCGCUCUGGCGGAGGGGCAGGCGUGCGGGGUGUACACCGGUACAUGCACGCACGGACUGCGCUGCCUGCCGCGCAACGGCGAGGAGAAGCCGCUUCACGCCCUGCUGCACGGCAGGGGAGUGUGCACGAACGAGAAGGGAUACAAACCACCGCACCCAUCCAUUGAUCGUGAAUCAAUAGAGCAUGAUGAUACAGUGAAGCCAGACACGCCUGAAGACCAGAUUCCUAAAAUUCCCCUUUACCCCAAACCAGACGUAAUCAACAGCAUGAAGAAUGCUGCAGUGCGCAAGGACAAGAAGAAACAACUGGAGAAGCAUCGGUCACUGGUGUUGAUGGACUACUCCCCCCUUCCACUCGACAAGCAUGAGCCUGAAUUUGGUCCCUGCAGAAGGAAACUGGAUGGAAUCAUUCAAAGUAUGAAAGACACCUCCCGCGUCAUGGCUCUUUCCCUCUACCUGCCUAACUGUGACAGGAAGGGCUUCUUCAAGCGCAAACAGUGCAAGCCCUCCCGUGGCCGGAAACGAGGCAUCUGCUGGUGCGUGGACAAAUAUGGCGUGCAGCUGCCCGGCACUGACUACAGCGGCGGUAACAUCCAGUGCAAGGAUUUGGAGAACAGCAACAACAACGAGUGAGAAUCAACCCACCCUGAUCACCAGACCUAGGGCCCACCUCCUUGUCCUGUCCCACCAGUCUACCCGCCAGUCACUUUGAGAUUUUGAUGCAAAACGACAAAGAAACACAACAGCUAUUACAAAUAACGAACAAUCAGACUAAAAAUAAAAUGUUAAUGUGAGAUUAUCCACAGGAAACAUUUUGACUGAGCGCUCAUCUCUCUCUCACUGGACUCAGCCAAUCAAAGGAGCCCCCUUCUAGAGAUGAGUCCCGGCAACAACAAUAAUAAAAAAAUGCUAAAAAAAAUUAUAU
Molecule: messenger RNA, 1453 nt
Organism: Carassius carassius (crucian carp)
Lineage: Eukaryota; Metazoa; Chordata; Actinopteri; Cypriniformes; Cyprinidae
Product: insulin-like growth factor-binding protein 5
Exons: 4
Coding region: 367-1161 (264 amino acids)
Biological process (GO): regulation of insulin-like growth factor receptor signaling pathway
Cellular component (GO): extracellular region
Molecular function (GO): insulin-like growth factor II binding; insulin-like growth factor I binding; fibronectin binding
Source: RefSeq, a predicted model, not a curated record